AUGCGUUCCUACAUUCUUAGCGGCGCUGUGGCCCUGAGCUCCGCGCUCGGUGCCUCCGCCGCAGCCACCGCCACUUCCGCCUACAGUGAUUCGCUUUCCGGCAUGGACUUCCAGAGGUGGUGCGAUUCUGAUACGGGUUUCUGUUUCGGUAUUGCGCUGCCCGAGACCGUGGAGAAGAGCUUCAUCGGUCAGCUGAGUGUGCCUCUCGACAGCUCUAAGGGAUGGGGUGGUGUCAGUAUGUCCGGUUCUAUGACCAAGGCUCUCCUCAUCGCAGCCUGGGCCAACGGCGACUCUGCUGUCGGAACUCUCCGCGAGACUAGUGCCUACUCUAGCCCCGAGGUUUACAGCGGUGAUGCCAGCAUUCUCGAAAUCCCCGAGGGAACCUCCGUCAACAGCACUUUCCUCACCUAUACCUUCCUGUGCGAGAACUGCAUUCUCGGCGAGCCUACCACCUUCGGCGCCACCGAAGACACCUACUACUUCGGCUGGGGUCUCGCUACGACCAGCCCUACUACCCCCUCCUCCGAUUCUUCUGCCAUGCCUUUCCACGGAGCCGGCUACGGUGGCUUCGAAGUCUACCUGUCCAAGGCCAAGUCGUCUAGCUACGCCACCUGGGCUGCGAAGGCCGUCUCGAGCACAUCUACUGCCUCUGCAUCCGCCUCGGUUACCAGCCCUUCUGCCAGCGCCUCGGCCAGUGUCGUCGCCACGGUCUCGAACACGACCUAUGAUUACAUCGUUGUCGGAGGCGGUGCUGCCGGUAUCGUUGCCGCUGAGCGUCUGGCUGAGACCAGCAAGAAGGUUCUGCUGAUCGAGCGUGGUGUGGCUCCGACCACGGAGCUGGGUGCGACCGAUGCUCUUUCGUGGAACUCCUCGAUGACUCCUUUCGAUAUCCCCGCCCUCGGCAGCUCCCUCACCUCCCUCAACUUGAUGGGCGACUACCUCUGCGACGAUACUGCGGGCAUGGCUGGUUGUGUUCUGGGUGGUGGUACCAUUGUCAACGCCGAAUCCUUCAUCCACCCCCAGGAGGCCGAUUUCGAUGACAAGUGGCCCACCGGCUGGAAGUGGAAGGAUAUUGAGGCGGCUGCUAACCGUCUCUACGCGCUCAACCCCGGAAGCACUCUUCCCUCGGCCGACGGCAAGCGGUACGACCAGGGCAUGUACACUGUUCUUUCCGGCUUCCUGAAGGGACUUGGAUGGAAGUCUGUUGACUCCCAGAAGCAGCCCAACGAGAAGCACAUGGUGUACAGUUACCCCUCCUGGGAUGUCGGCAAUGGUAUCCGUGCUGGUCCCGUCCGCUCCUACCUCCCCUUGGUCCAGGACCUUGAUAACUUCAGCCUUCGCACGAGCACCAAGGUCCGCCGUCUUGUACGCCGCAGCGCCCGCGUCACUGGUGUUGAGGUCGAGACCAGCUCUGGUGGCAUCGAGAUCAUCAACCUGAAUGCUGGUGGUAAGACUGUCAAGAGCGGCAACACUGGCAUCACCCUCCCUCCUUCCUCGGAGUGGAUCAACCUGCCCGUUGGCCAGAACCUCCGUGACCACCCCAUGUUCACCAUCACCGUCAACACCAACAGCAACUUCACCCACUUCAACACCUCCAGUGUUGUUCCCGGCCCCAGCGCCGCCGUUCAGAAGCUUUUUGCUGAGGGCUCCGGUGUCCUCACCCAGGGUGGCCACCGUCUCCAGUUCUGGACCUCCAACGUUGGAACCGAUGGCAUUACUCGUUUCUACCAGGCUUCCUGCAGCACCAGCACGGACGGCGUUAUCACCAUGAAGCUGUACCUGACCCACGGUGCCACCUCGACCGGUGUCCUUGGCAUUGACAGCUCCGGUACCACCACCCUCGAGACCGACCCCUGGUUGCAGACUGCCGCGGACAAGGAAGCCGUCACCCGCUUCUUCCAGAGCUUGAUCGACGACAUCAGCAACUCCACCUCCGGUUUCUCCAUCUCGGGAACCUCGACUGCCUCCGGUAUCCUUAACCUUAUGACCAGCGGCGACCACUUUGUCGGCACUGCGAAGAUCGGCACUGACGAUGGCCGUGUCAACAACGGUACUUCUGUCGUUGAUCUCAACACCAAGGUGUACGGUACCGAGAACUUGUAUGUUGUUGAUGCCAGUAUCCACCCCGAUCUGCCCACCGGUAACACCCAGGCGAUCGUCAUGAUUGCCGCGGAAGCCGCUGUGGCCCGCAUCAUCGCUCAGGGCACGGACACCGUUAGCGCCGCCAGCUCGUCUAUUGCUGUUUCUGCGGCUUCUACCGCUGCUGCCCACUACGCAUCUGCUACCGAGUCCUCGGUUGCUGUCAGCGUUGCGACGGCUACUCCCGAGACCACCGCUGCCAGCGUUGCCGCCGAGGCGACCGCCACUGCUACCUCCGAGUCCAGCUCUGCUUCUUCCAGCUCUGCCUCCACCUCCGACGAGGAUGAGGAUGACGAGGACUUGCCCGACUGCGACGAUGAGGACGAUGACGAGGAGGAGACCAACCCUGAGGAUAGCUUCUCGGGCUCUGUCUCUGUGACGGCCCACAAGGCUGUCGCUACCCAGGCUGGCUCCGGUGCCUCGACCACCACCGUGUGGGUGACCUCGACCGCCUGGACUACGACGACCGAAGCCGUGGUUACCACCACCACUUCUACCGUCACUGUCUGGCCCACCUACGCCUAG
Molecule: messenger RNA, 2664 nt
Organism: Aspergillus aculeatus ATCC 16872
Lineage: Eukaryota; Fungi; Ascomycota; Eurotiomycetes; Eurotiales; Aspergillaceae
Product: putative cellobiose dehydrogenase
Exons: 3
Coding region: 1-2664 (887 amino acids)
Molecular function (GO): oxidoreductase activity, acting on CH-OH group of donors; flavin adenine dinucleotide binding
Source: RefSeq, a predicted model, not a curated record